AUAUACAAAAAAUAAAAAUAGUGUGAAAUACACAUAGCUUGCAUGUGUUUCUCAUUUUUUAUAUACAUACAUACAUACAUGCAUACGUAUAGAGAGCACUUUGGCAUAAACCGUUAGUUUAGUUAGGCACUCCGAUACCGACCCCCGCCGCAUAACAUAACUCACACGCGUGCGUGCGUGAGUGACAAGGCGCCGUGCCGUACGUGUGCCUCCUCUCCUCUGGAAUUGUGUGUGUGUCUAUCUAUCGUUUCGUACUUCAAAUAAAAUAAACAGCCCGCCAAUAAAACAACAACUAUAACCGCAAUGUGGAGCAUGCACGUGUAGGAAGAGAAAGAAAAUUAUCAUAAGAAAGAAAACAAAUUUUAGCUAGAAAAUGCCAACAACAAUAACAAAUUGCAAAACCAUGUGCCGCAGCUAGCUGCGUUUUAACAACAACAACAACACAACAACAAUAUCAUAAACAUAUUUAAUUGUUGGCUAAAUAGUGUGUGUGUGUAGUGCAACAACGACAACAACCACAAGCCGCCGAACAGGAUUAUUACACGCCACCACGACCACAACAACAACAACAUACACAUUUACACUCUAACAACAACGACAACAACAAUUUAUUUAUUACACCAAAAACCGCAGCAACACCAACAAUAAACAUGCAUUGGAUAAAGUGUUUAUUGACAGCAUUCAUUUGCUUCACAGUCAUUGUGCAGGUUCACAGUUCCGGCAAUUUCGAAUUGCGCCUCAAAUACUUUAGCAAUGAGCACGGUCGCGAUAACGAGGGCCAUUGCUGUAGCGGUCAAACGGAUGCGGCGACGGGCAAGUGCAUUGGCACAUGUAAAACGCGAUUUCGUGUCUGUUUAAAGCAUUAUCAAGCGAAAAUCGAUACCACAUCGCAGUGUACGUACGGUGAUGUGGUUACGCCCAUACUCGGUGAAAAUUCGGUUAAUCUAACGGAUACGCAAAGCUUUCAAAAUAAAGGCUUCACGAAUCCCAUACAAUUCGCCUUCAAUUUUGCAUGGCCGGGCACUUUUACGCUGAUCGUUGAGGCAUGGCAUGAUACGAAUAAUACCGCAAAUGCGCGCACAAACAAUCUACUCAUACAACGUCUGUCUGUGCAACAAGUUUUGGAGGUCUCAUCCGAAUGGAAAACGAACAAAUCCGAAUCGCAAUACACUUGGCUCGAAUAUGAUUUUCGCGUUACCUGCGAUCCGCACUAUUACGGAGCGGGCUGUGCAAAUUUAUGCCGGCCCCGCGAUGAUCAGUUCGGUCAUUAUACAUGCUCAGAGACAGGUGAAAUAAUAUGCCUUACUGGCUGGCAAGGCAGUUACUGUGAUAAAGCUAAAUGCGCCAAAGGUUGCGAGCAUGGUCACUGCGAUAAGCCCAAUCAAUGCAUUUGCCAAACGGGCUGGAAGGGGACGCUGUGUAACGAGUGUGAAGCAUAUCCCGGCUGCAUUCAUGGCACAUGCAACAAGCCCUGGGAGUGCAUUUGCAACGAGGGCUGGGGCGGUCUUUUCUGCAAUCAGGACCUCAACUACUGCACGAACCAUCGCCCGUGCAAGAAUGGCGGCACCUGCUUCAACACCGGUCAAGGACUCUACACCUGCAAGUGUGCGCCCGGCUUUAGUGGCAACGAUUGCCAAACGGAGAUCAAUUCAUGCGACGGCGAAGUGAAUCCUUGCCAGAAUGGCGGCACCUGCAUCGAUGAUCCCAACUCGAAACGUGGCUACAAAUGUGCAUGCCCCAAGGGCUGGAAUGGACGCAUGUGCGAGGAUAAGCUGCUGACCUGCGCCGAUAAGCCUUGCCAUCAUGGCAGCUGCCGCAAUACAAGCACAAACAACAACAACAGCAACAACAAGCAGGGGUUUCAAUGCGAAUGCCCCACCGGCUACAGUGGCGUCACCUGUGAACUGCAUCUGGACAAUUGCAGUCCCAAUCCCUGUCUAAAUGGCGGCAAUUGUCAACCAAGUGGCAAGUGCAUCUGUCCCAGCGGCUUUGCUGGCGCCAAAUGUGAACAGAAUUUGGAUGAUUGUGCUGGCCAUAAGUGCCAGAAUGGCGGCACCUGCAUCGAUCUGGUCAAUCAGUAUCGUUGCCAAUGUGUGCCCGGCUUCCAUGGACCGCGCUGUGCGAGCAAAGUCGACCUCUGUCUGACCAAGCCCUGCGCCAAUGGCGGCAGCUGCACGAAUCUGAGCAACGACUACCAGUGCGACUGUCGUGCGGGCUUCACGGGCAAGGAUUGUUCCAUCGAUAUCGAUGAGUGUGGCAGUGCUCCCUGCCACAACGGCGGCACCUGCAUGAAUCGUGUGAAUAGCUUCGAAUGCGUCUGCGCCAACGGCUUUCGUGGCAGGCAGUGCGACGAGGAAUCCUACGACUCGGUUACCUACGAUGCUCAUCAGUAUGGAGCGACGGCCCAAACGCGUUCCGAUGGCCUUACCAAUGCCCAGGUGGUGCUCAUUGCCAUCUUCUCGGUGGCUAUGCCGCUGGUGGCCGUCAUUGCCGCCUGCGUGGUCUUCUGCAUGAAACGCAAACGGAAGCGUGCGCAGGAAAAGGACGAUGCGGAGGCCAGGAAGCAGAACGAACAGAACGCGGUGGCCACUCUGCACCACAAUGGUGGUGGUGUGGGAGUGGGUGUGGGUGGGCCCGCCGUUAUGGGCACCCUGGGCGUCAAACGGGGCAGCAACAGUGGCCUGACCUUCGACAACAGCAAUCCGAACAUCAUCAAGAAUACAUGGGAUAAGUCAGUCAAUAACAUAUGCGCCUCAGCAGCAGCCGCCGCGGCAGCAGCCGAUGAGUGUCUGAUGUACGGCGGCGCCUUGUCCAAUUAUGGAGCCGACAAUAAUGCCAAUUCCGAGUUCUGUGGCGUCGGGCAGAUAGCGCCAUUGCAGCGCGCCAAGUCGCAAAAGCAGCUCAAUACCGAUCCCACGCUCAUGCAUCGCGCCUCCCAGCUUCUCUCAGCGGGAGCAGCAGCCGCAGCAGCGGCGGCGGCGGCAGCCACUGCGUCCUCGCAGUCCAGCCAAACCAAAGACUACAGCGGAGCAAGCAAUGGUGCUGGUCCGGCUGAGAGCAAACGCAUCUCGGUGCUUGGCGAGAGCUCCUAUUGCAGUCAGCGAUGGCCCUCGUUGGCCGCAGCGGGCGUCGCGGGGGCGUGCUCCUCCCAAAUGAUGGCGACGGGCAGUGGUGCCGCGGCGACGCAACGCACAGUGGUCUGUGGCACGCCACAUAUGUAA
Scaptodrosophila lebanonensis is the source of this 3221-nucleotide messenger RNA. It is a transcript of the gene Delta, whose product is annotated as neurogenic locus protein delta. The record is from RefSeq and is a predicted model, not a curated record. The transcript has 6 exons. Bases 651 to 3221 code for a protein of 856 amino acids. Gene Ontology annotation, molecular function: Notch binding; calcium ion binding. Gene Ontology annotation, biological process: cell communication; multicellular organism development; Notch signaling pathway. Gene Ontology annotation, cellular component: membrane. NCBI's taxonomy places the organism in Eukaryota, Metazoa, Arthropoda, Insecta, Diptera, Drosophilidae.